CCCAUCUCAAAUGUUCUUGGAGACACAAAAUAUCAUAAACAUAUAAACAUAAACGCCAAUCGCAGCUUUUGUACUUUUGGCGGUUUACAAUGGAGAAAGGUUUGACGAUGUCUUGUGUUUUGGUGGUGGUUGCAUUCUUAGCCAUGGUUCAUGUCUCUGUUUCAGUUCCGUUCGUAGUGUUUCCUGAAAUCGGAACACAAUGUUCUGAUGCUCCAAAUGCUAACUUCACACAGCUUCUCAGUAACCUCUCUAGCUCACCUGGCUUUUGCAUAGAAAUUGGCGAGGGAAAUCCAAUAGGCGCUUCAUGGUUAAUACCACUUACACAACAAGCGGAAGUAGCGUGUGAUAAGGUGACGCAGAUGGAAGAGUUGAGUCAAGGAUACAACAUUGUUGGAAGAGCUCAGGGGAGCUUAGUGGCUCGAGGCUUAAUCGAGUUCUGCGAAGGUGGGCCUCCUGUUCACAACUAUAUAUCCUUGGCUGGUCCUCAUGCUGGCACCGCCGAUCUUCUUCGGUGUAAUACUUCUGGCUUAAUUUGUGACAUAGCAAAUGGGAUAGGCAAGGAAAAUCCCUACAGCGACUUUGUUCAAGAUAAUCUUGCUCCUAGUGGUUAUUUCAAAAACCCUAAAAAUGUGACAGGGUACCUGAAAGACUGUCAGUAUCUACCUAAGCUUAACAAUGAGAGACCAUACGAAAGAAACACAACUUACAAAGACCGUUUCGCAAGUUUACAGAACCUGGUUUUUGUCCUGUUUGAGAACGAUACGGUUAUUGUUCCAAAAGAGUCAUCUUGGUUCGGGUUUUAUCCGGAUGGUGACUUAACACAUGUUCUCCCUGUUCAAGAGACAAAGCUCUAUAUAGAAGAUUGGAUAGGUCUGAAAGCAUUGGUUGUUGCUGGAAAAGUGCAGUUUGUGAAUGUAACCGGUGACCACUUAAUAAUGGCGGACGAAGAUCUCGUCAAAUACGUCGUACCUCUUCUCCAGGAUCAACAGUCUGCCCCACCAAGACUCAACCGCAAGACCAAGGAGCCCUUGCAUCCUUAAAAUGAGCAAAUAGUUCAAUCGCUAUACUAAUUCAUCCAAUGUCGAAUAAGCUCAGUGAUGAUUGUGUGACACAAUAAUCCUUCUUCUUAUAUGAAUAAUAAAAGCAUACUAUCUGAAUAAAUUGAAUUAAUCAAU
This is a messenger RNA of Arabidopsis thaliana (thale cress), 1175 nucleotides long. RefSeq names its product alpha/beta-Hydrolases superfamily protein. The coding region runs from base 90 to 1040 and encodes 316 amino acids. Lineage: Eukaryota; Viridiplantae; Streptophyta; Magnoliopsida; Brassicales; Brassicaceae. The record is from RefSeq and is marked reviewed. Gene Ontology annotation, molecular function: palmitoyl hydrolase activity. The transcript has 7 exons.